Molecule: messenger RNA, 3844 nt
Organism: Chiloscyllium plagiosum (whitespotted bambooshark)
Lineage: Eukaryota; Metazoa; Chordata; Chondrichthyes; Orectolobiformes; Hemiscylliidae
Source: RefSeq, a predicted model, not a curated record
AAUGAUGGGGAGCAAACACAUAAAAGUGCAGAGUGAUGCAGAUAAAGGACAAGGCGCUGAGGAAAAUACCUGGGUGCAACUAGGGAUGCCACAUAUUUCAGAGGAGCAACACAGCAAACUGAUGACUCCCACAGAACCUAAGAAAACAGAACAUUUUGUGUCUUUUCCAGGGGAGUUGUCGACAGGUGCAGACAAUGAAACAUUACCAGAGCAACUGAGAAAAUUAGACAAAGAAAAUAAACAUCGCGGUGACAAAAUAGCAGAACUUGAAGCUUAUAUUUUAAAACUACAGGGUCCCCAACGCUUAGCAGAGCCAGAAUUCAGAGGAAAUAAGGCUGUUGACAAUCAGCAGAUUUUAGAAGAGAAAUUAAAAGAGUAUGAAGUUAUGUUGGAGGAUAGGACAGACGAGUCAGAGAUCUUGAAGAAGAAACUCAAUGAGGUGGAGCUGUCAUAUCAUCAACUUCAAUUUGAAUGUGAUGCCCUCAAAGGCAAGCUAGCUUCUGUGAGGGAACUGGAAUCACUAGAUUCUCUCAGCAGUGACGAGGAAACGGAAGGGAAACAUAGUGCCAAAGCGGAGCUACUCCAAAGAGUCAGAAGUUUAGAAGGACUUUUGAAGAUUCAGGAAAUGAGUGAGAAGGAGUUAACAGAAACAGUCAAAGAACUUCAAGGGGAACUUCUGCGUAGCCAGGAGAAUCAGAGACUGCUUGGCUUACGCUGUGCCAAAUUGGAUCAGUUGACAAAAGAGAAAGAAGAUGUGGAAAGCAAGUUAGAAGAGAGGUACAGUCAAGUCGAGCAGCUACAGAAAGAAAAAGAGAAGUUGGAGGAAGAUUGCCAAGAGCAAAUGAAAAUGUUAAUUGAUGAAAUCAAGGAACGGGAUGAAGCCCAUUCCCAGCUUGAGGUGAUUAACAAAGAUUUGCUUCUGAAAAUCAGGGAACUAGAAGAGUCCAAAACUAGUCUUGAGUCAAAGGUUGCCAAAUUCAAGACGGACCUGGAAGAAAGGAUGAAUAGUGAAUUACAAUUAGAAAAGCAGUGCUCAGAUCUGGAAAAAACUGUCCGAGAUUGGGAAAAUUUUGAGCAACAGCUGAAUGAGCAGUUUAAGCGGGUCGAAAGUAAGCAAAAUAGCAAAAUAAAGAAUCUUAGAAAGCAGCUUGAAGAGAAAGAUGAAACAUUAAAAAAUACCAUGCAAAUGGUGGAAAAACUCAAGAAAAGCAUCAAGGAUGCAGAGAGCCAACUUCAGGAGAGGCAGCACAUCUCUCCAGAGAUCCUUAAGGAGAAGAAGCAACUCGAAACAGAGCUGAGCAGAAAGGCUGAAGCUGAAAUCGAUAAGGCAGAGUUCAUUGUGAAGAUGAGAAGCAGGUUUGAAAUGGAGGUGAAUGAGAAAAGCCAAGAGCUGGAAGACUGCAAGGAUGAAAUUGAACGCUUGAAUGAAGAAAUCGGACAGCUGCGGGAGCAACAGUGGCAGCAACAAGAAGCCGAAAGGAAGCUGCAAGAGAGGAGCAAGAUGCUGGAAGAGCUGGUGGAAGAUCUGAAGGAAGGGGAGACGAAGGUCCUACAGGAAAAGAUAGCUCGCAUGGAAGAGCUGCUCAAUAUGAAGGAAGACACUGAGGAGACAUUACAGGCAAGGAUUGGGAAACAGGAGACUUUAUUAAAAGAAAUGGAAGAGACUGAAAGAAGGCUAGCACAACGGAAUGAAGAACUGGGGAUCAAACAACGUGGGAUGAGUGAAGAACUACAUCGCUGGAAAACCAAGUGCUCCAACCUUGAAAAAUUUGAAAGGGAAGUGAAACUUGAGUCAAAAUGCCAGAGAGAUAGGAUAAAAGACUUGGAAGUUACCAAAACCAAUUUGGAGGUGCAACUUCAAAAGAAAAUCAGCGAGUUUGAAGAGCUUGACCUUUUGAAGAAGAAAGAACAAGCAAGUGUAACAGCAGAGCUGAACAAAAAGAUUGAAGAGCUUGAAUUCAAAGAGUCUGUCUGUCAAGCAGCUAAGCAAAACGUUGAAACGCAGUUGAAGAAAAAGAUGAAAGAGUUUGAAAUUUCCGAGGCAAAUGUUAAGAGCCUUCGGAGCAAACUUGAGGAGGCAUUGCAUGAGAAGCAAAGUGAAAUACGAAAAGUUGAAACUACCAUGCGGCAAGAGAAGGCGGCACUGGAAGCUGAGCUUGCUAAACAGUCUCAGUCAGUGAUUUCAUUGGAGGCUAUGAUCAAAGAGGAAUGCCAAAUCUCACUUAACUUAAAGGGAGAGCUGCACACUAAAGAAGCAACUUUAAAAAUGCUGCAGGAGGAGCACUUAGUGCUGCUGGCGAGAAUUCAAGGUUUGGAACAGGAUCUGGAGGAGGCGAAGGAUGACGGGACAAAACUCACUGAGUGGGAGAAUAAUAAGCGUGACAUGGAUGUCCUCGACCGGAGGUUGGAAGAACUCACGCAGUCUGAGCAGAUACUCAAACAAACCAUUGACAACUUCAGAAAGACAGAAGCUGCUUUACAAGGAAGAAUUCAAGAGUUGGAACUGUCAGAGCAAAGGCUUCUGAAUAAAAUCAACGAGUUAACUUCCAAAUCACAGCAAUCAAUGACCAGUGACCCACUACUUGCAGGGAAGCUUCGGAGUCUGCAAAUUUCCGAGAAGAGUCUUAAAUUUUCGCUUGCUGAAAAGGAGAAGUCCGAAGAGAUGCUGAAGGGAAAACUGUGGCGUUUGCAGAGUCAGCUCAGGAUGAAAGAGGAUGAGAUGAAGAAGCAAUCUGAGUACUUUGAGCAUUACAAGCAAAAGCAGCAGCAGCAAAUGGUGAAGCUGAGGGAACGGGAGCAGUUCCUGCACAGCCAGAUCUUCAAACUGGAUAGAGAGAGGAUCGACCUAAAUGCGACCAGUGUCAUCCUGAAAACUGAGCUUCAGCAAGCUACGGCAAAGUUCACGAAGCUGGAAAACGCACAUAGCAAAAGGAGUAAAGAUCUUUCUGAGCACGAUACUGAACUUGUCAACGUGGCCCGUUCCAUGGCAGAAAGAGAAAACCAAAUCAAAGACAGUAUUCUCGUGCUUCAGGAUGACCUAAAUAAGCUUUUAGAGAAAGAAGAGGCAACUAACGUGGAAAGGGAACAACUCAGGGAGAGACUUCAGCAAGCCGAAGACAAUGAGGACUUCCUUAUACAUAAGCUGGAAGACUUCCGUUCACGGAUCCACGAGUUGAAGUUAUCGGAGAGCAGUCUGCAAGAGCAAACUGAGGAACUGGAAGAGGAGAAUGAGAAGCUUAGAGCAGAACUAAAAGAAAUUCAGGAGAAUGAAAAUUACCUGAAAGAAGUGCUAGAAGAAAAAGAGAAACUGGAGAGCUUAGUCGAGGAGAAGAAUAAACUGCAUAAAAUGACAUUAAAUAACAGUGAACUCCAGUUAAAUUCUGAUGAAAUACCAGGACAUGAAACUUCGUUAGAGGUAACUUCCAAGUGUAAGCACCUGAGCAGCAUCUGCAGUGCAGUAUUUCAGCACAUGGAUGAGGAAACCUCGCCAAACAGAUACAGAGACCUAAAGAACUCCUUAACUCACUUGCGAUCCCAGCUGCAGAAUGGAGACAUUUUAUUUCGAGAAGAAUUGUUGCAGAGCAAGUGGGCAGCUGUUCUGGACUCAGCUCGGAACAAAACCACUCAGACUCCGUCCAUUGGACAGUGCGUUCAAGAGGCCUUGAUCAUUGCAAAACUGGCUUCUGAAAGUGUCUGCGAUUACCCAAAAUUAUCUGCAGCUGUGAAGGAAGGACAUAUAAUCCCAUUUCUUGAAGCAAACUCUUGUCUGUUAGCAGAUCUAAUGCAGGUUCUUAGAAGCGGGGAUGUGGAGAAGAUUGGUGCACAGAACUGGUGGUGGUUUUAA